AUGAGACUGAUCAGCAACCUCAUUGUCCUUGGCCUUGGCCUUGUCGGCUCGGCCCUUGCCACCAACGGCGUUUGCUGCCGGCCGAAUUGCGGCAUUUGUACUCUUGAGGAGUGCUACCGCUGGAACCCCUGCAUUAGCCCGAUUUUCAACACCUGCUGUUCCGACGCACGUCUCGCGGACAAGAACACCGUUGUCUUCGAGAACGAUCAGGACUACCUCGCGGCCGUCGCAGCUGGUCAUGUCAACGAGUGA
Diaporthe amygdali is the source of this 252-nucleotide messenger RNA. RefSeq lists its product as uncharacterized. Lineage: Eukaryota; Fungi; Ascomycota; Sordariomycetes; Diaporthales; Diaporthaceae. The coding region runs from base 1 to 252 and encodes 83 amino acids. The transcript has 3 exons. The record is from RefSeq and is a predicted model, not a curated record.